GUAUGCAUUCCUUGUCUGCUCUUAUCCAAGGCUUAAAGGAAAAAAUUAAAGAAGAAAAAAAAAAAACCCAAUAAAAACACCCCACGUGCAAGUAAGGGCAAACAAGAAGCAAAGGAGAUAACAAACUUCAAACUUGGGUAGGAUAAACUGUACCCAUAAAAACUUGGGUGAGACAAAUAAAUAAAACAAAACAUAAAAAAGCUUCUUUCCCCUUCACCAAAGAAAAACAUCACGCAAAACACAAGAUUCGUUUUUUUUUUUUCCUUCUUUUUGUCUUCGCUGUUUUGCAUAAUUUCAUUUCAUGCAAAAUGUAAUCUUUGUCUAACUGACAGACUGACCCAUUUGUCCAAUCAUUUUUCUUUGCUUAAUGGUUUUUUUUCCUAGCCGACUCUAUGGGGGCUCAGAAGAGCAUCCAUGCAGGCAAAGCCAAAAUUGAUGUUAAUGUUGAUUUCACCCACAAGAUAUGUGCUUCCAUGAUGAUUCCUUCUUCAAGGAACAGUGGUAGUCCUCUUUCCCUAGUAAUUGGCAGUCUUUGCAUUAAACACCCAAAUUUAUUUGGUGGAAGUGAGAAGCUUGAUGUAUCGUGGGAUAAGGGGUUAUAUGAUUCAAAUAUUUUGGUAGCUUAUCGGAGGCCUCGACCCCAAUGGGUUGCUCAACAAUGUUUUGUCAUGCAGCACUCACUUUCACCUGAGAUUGGAGUCCAUGGUAUACCUGUGGACAAUUUCUCUCGUUCAGGGAGUGGAGGUGUGAAUUUGUCUCGAUUAUCAGUUGGAUUGGAUCUAAAUGAACCUGCAAGUUCUAAAUGGAGCAGCACAACAAGUAUAAAAUUUGAGAAUGUUCGCCUGUUGAGUGAUGAUGGCCGCUCCAUUACCAGAGAUCUUGACGGAUUUCCUGUCACCUGCAGUGGCAAUGCUCAUGACAGUAUGGUAGUCUUAAAGCAAGAAUCUCGAUAUGCGAAGGCAAAUGAUCGCAGCUUUUCUCGUUUUGCUAUGCAAAUAGAACAAGGAAUUCCAGUUCUAUCCAAGUGGUUAAUCUUCAAUCGAUUCAAAUUUGUUGCAUCAAAGGGCAUCAAACUUGGACCAGCAUUUCUCUUGACAAGCAUGACAGGUGGUUCCAUUGUAGGAGAUAUGGCUCCAUAUCAAGCAUUUGCAAUUGGUGGUCUGGGUAGCGUGCGAGGCUAUGGUGAAGGUGCUGUUGGAUGUGGAAGAUCAUGCUUGGUUGCUAAUACUGAACUGACAUUUCCUUUGAGCAAGAUGUUGGAAGGUUCUGUUUUCCUGGACUGUGGAACUGAUUUGGGCUCUGGUCGGCUUGUACCUGGAAAUCCAGCAUUGAGACAGGGCAAACCAGGAUCUGGAGUUGGACUUGGAUACGGUCUUCGCUUCAAGUCUCCACUUGGUCAUUUCCAGUUUGAUUAUGCCAUCAAUGCCUUUCAACAGAAGACUCUAUACUUUGGCAUCACAAAUCUUGCUUCUUGAAUGUCUUAUCCAUACAAGCUGCCAAAUUCUUGCUCUUCCAAUUUCAUUGUUAUGGAAGAAGAUCAUUUCAAGGAGAAAAUGGGGAGAAGAAUGGAAAAGGGUUGGGUUAGGGACGGAGGAUGGUGCUGGGAUGCCUUUGAUGUCUAAAGGGUUGUGGGUGCUGCAGACUCUGGUAUAUUGACCGUCUUCAACAAGUGAUACGGUUGCCAUUUCAUGGAUAAAUUCUUAAAGCUGCAUGUAUCCAAGGUUUUUCCCUUUCUCUUGUGCAAGUAUUGUAUUUGCAAGAUUCUAGAGUAGAAACAUUCCAUGCAAUUUCUUUGGGAAACAUUUUAUACGUCAUCGAUUCUUAAAGUAGAGGGUUUCGAGGAAGAAACAAAGUACAGGCUUUAGAGGUUGAAGAUUUUUGUACAAAUACUUAUUCAAGUAGAAACGAGUCAAUUUAUGUGUAAGAGGGCUCACUUUCUUGUUGACAUUUCCCUUCAUAUCCUCACAUUGAUACUGUUAUUCAUUCUUAGAGUAGAAGUCACUUCAUCUAGAUUACCUUAAGAUACCAGAAUAUGUUAAGUUCUAAAAU
Durio zibethinus is the source of this 2049-nucleotide messenger RNA. RefSeq names its product protein SUPPRESSOR OF PPI1 LOCUS 2, chloroplastic. NCBI's taxonomy places the organism in Eukaryota, Viridiplantae, Streptophyta, Magnoliopsida, Malvales, Malvaceae. Gene Ontology annotation, cellular component: outer membrane. The record is from RefSeq and is a predicted model, not a curated record. Gene Ontology annotation, biological process: embryo development ending in seed dormancy; chloroplast organization.